AUGAAUAUGCCAGCGGGUGGUGUCAAGGUUUGUGCUCCCCAGCCUGCUGGAAAACACACCAGUCGCAAGCACGCCGGCGGCAACCAAGCCAACGGCCCUCAGACUGGAGCCAACCAAACUGGCGCGAAGCCCGUGAACAGCAACAAGACCUUAAAGCCAAGCUAUUUUAACCGCUUCAAGGGCUUUGUCCCGAACCCGAAAGGGAGUAUUAGGGGCGAGUUCCGUCGACUUGCAUGGUAUAUGAACUGGCAGCCCCACACCAAGGAAUGGUACCAUCACCGCUAUGAGUGCUACGACGCGGAGUUUGGACGUUGGUACGGAACGGACACUUCUCGGCUCGAUAGCUGGAGAUCUCUUUGCCGCGAGGUUGGGCAUGAAGGCAAAGAAUUCACUAGCAUCACUCAAUGCAAGAAGUACCUCCAGACAAUUCAUGUCAAUUUGAUUGAUCUAAUCGACUCUCGUCGCAAGGGAACCAAGGUUCGAGUCUUCCAAUCUUAUGCGGCACUCAGGGCCCACACCCUUAAGUCAGGUAAAAAGGUUCCUCGCGAAAUGGCCAAGAAGGAUGGAUUCGCACGCGUCUUUUUGAGAUUCAUGUAAACAUGCAAUCGCAAUGUCACCGAACAUGUCUUUCAUCUGCACUUCUACCAGAAUAUUCUUUGCCAAGGUUCAUGGAGCAUGACGAAUUAUCACCGGUAGACACAAAACAUGCACAGC
Messenger RNA from Xylona heveae TC161, 714 nucleotides. RefSeq lists its product as hypothetical. The coding region runs from base 1 to 597 and encodes 198 amino acids. NCBI's taxonomy places the organism in Eukaryota, Fungi, Ascomycota, Xylonomycetes, Xylonales, Xylonaceae. The transcript is spliced from 2 exons. The record is from RefSeq and is a predicted model, not a curated record.